Thlaspi arvense is the source of this 972-nucleotide messenger RNA. Lineage: Eukaryota; Viridiplantae; Streptophyta; Magnoliopsida; Brassicales; Brassicaceae. The record is from the annotation of a GenBank genome assembly.
AUGGAGGAUCUGUGGAAGCGAGCGAAAUCGUUUGCGGAGGAAGCAGCCAAGAAAUCUCAGACGAUAACCUUACAAUCUUCUUCCACGACCUUCGCCAAUCUCGUCUCCGAGACCGCCAAGAAAUCCAAGGAGUUCGCUCUCGAAGCCUCUAAGAAGGCCGACCAGCUCAAUGUCUCCGAUUUCGUCGCCGAGACGGCGAAAAAAUCCAAGGAAUUCGCCGCCGAGGUUUCCACGAAGGCGGAUCAGCUCAAAGUCGUCGCGAUGAAGCAAGCCGAUCAGAUCCAGAACAUCAAGUCGAUUGCCGACAUUAUCCCUCCUCAGCUUGCGUCCUUUGGGUCCGGAUCAGGAUCUAGCUCUGCGAUCUCCGAAUCUGAGCUUCUAAGCUUCGGUAUCACGGAUGAUCUGAGAGAGUUCGUCAAAGGAUUGACCUCUGCUACAUUCCAGGCUUUCCCUGAACAAGAUGAAUCGUCGGAAGUUUCUGAUACGGCAACAACUACGUCGAACGUACGGAAGGAUCUCUCUGAGUGGCAGGAGAGACAUGCCACUCUUGUUCUUGGCUCUGUCAAGCAAAUUUCGAAGUUACGGUAUGAAUUAUGCCCGCGAGUCAUGAAAGAAAGGAGAUUCUGGAGGAUAUACUACACCUUAGUGAGCACUCAUGUUGCACCAUAUGAGAGGAAGUACAUGGAGGAACUUAGGAGCAAAGCAGAGAGUAAAGAUGAAGAAGCUAAGAAGACUCCAGCGGUUGGAGGGACAGAGACAUCUGAAAAGAAUGUGACAGCGAAUAGAACAUCUACUGCAUCGUCUGAGCAAGAUCUCGAUACAUUCCUCUUGGGAGAUCUAGAAGACAGUGACGAAGCUCCUGAUGAUGGUGAUGGUGAUGGAAGCCUGGAUGAUGAUGACUUUGACAAAAUUGGCAACUCCGAUGUUGAAGAAGAGAAAGAGAAAGAGAAAGAGACAAAUGCAGCAAACUAG